Molecule: messenger RNA, 3163 nt
Organism: Nycticebus coucang (slow loris)
Lineage: Eukaryota; Metazoa; Chordata; Mammalia; Primates; Lorisidae
Gene: GALM
Product: galactose mutarotase
Exons: 7
Coding region: 230-1258 (342 amino acids)
Biological process (GO): beta-D-galactose catabolic process via UDP-galactose, Leloir pathway; glucose metabolic process
Molecular function (GO): aldose 1-epimerase activity; carbohydrate binding
Source: RefSeq, a predicted model, not a curated record
GGGAAAGUUUGCUUUCUUGUUACCCUUUGGCAAAGGACUUAUUUAUAGUAUGUAGAGGCCCCAGAGGAUAUUCGUUUUUAUUUGCAAGAGUGGUCACUCCCUAAAUCCAGGCCAGAAAAGGGAGGAGUCUGACCUAAUCACGCCCCUUCUCCGGUAAACUUAGGUCGCUCCUAGCUUAGCGGCUGGAGUUUGAAGAGCCGGGAGCAGCUGCACACCCUAAGCUUUCCCCAUGGUCUCGGUGAGCAGAGCGGUGUUUGGAGAGCUGCCCUCGGGGGCAGGGACAGUGGAGAAGUUCCAGCUACAGUCAGACCUGCUCAGCGUGGACAUCAUAUCCUGGGGUUGCACGAUCACAGCCCUGCAGGUCAAAGACAGGCAGGGAAGAGCCUCAGACGUGGUGCUUGGCUUUGCACAGUUGGAAGGGUACCUCCAAAAGCAGCCCUACUUUGGAGCAGUGGUUGGAAGGGUGGCCAACCGAAUUUCCAAAGGAAUCUUCCAGGUGGAUGGGAAGGCGUAUCACCUGGCCAUUAACAAUGGGCCCAACAGUCUGCAUGGAGGAGUCAGAGGGUUUGAUAAGGUGCUCUGGACCCCUCGGGAGCUGUCAAAUGGCAUCGAGUUCUCACGCGUCAGCCCAGAUGGUGAGGAAGGGUACCCCGGAGAGUUAAAAGUCUGGGUGACGUACACCCUGGAUGGUGGGGAGCUCGUAGUCAACUAUCGAGCACAGGCCAGUCAGACCACACCAGUCAAUCUGACCAACCAUUCUUAUUUCAACCUGGCAGGCCAGGGUUCCCCAAAUAUAUAUGACCAUGAAGUUACCAUAGAGGCUGAUACUUACUUGCCUGUGGAUGACACCCUGAUUCCUACAGGAGAAGUUGCUCCAGUGCAAGGAACUGCGUUCGACCUGAGAAAGCCAGUGGAGCUUGGAAAACACCUGCAGGCCUUCCACCUCAAUGGUUUUGACCACAAUUUCUGUCUGAAGAGAUCUAAAGAAAAGCAUUUUUGUGCAAGAGUGUAUCAUGCUGGAAGCGGGCGAGUGUUAGAAGUGUACACCACCCAGCCCGGGGUCCAGUUUUACACGGGCAACUUCCUGGAUGGCACACUGAAGGGCAAGGGUGGAGCCAUCUAUCCCAAGCACUCAGGGUUCUGCCUGGAGACCCAGAACUGGCCGAAUGCAGUCAACCAGCCCCACUUCCCUGGUGUGCUCCUGAGGCCUGGUGAAGAGUACAACCACACCACCUGGUUCAAAUUUUUGGUGGCUUGAGGAAGUGUGAAGAUAUGACCUGAUGCAGCACUGGCCUCACAGCCUAUCUCUUGUCCAGAGAUGAGGUGAAGAUUUAGAAGCUUUGCAAGUGAUCCUAUAGAUUAGAAUCAUGCAAAUGGUAGUUGUCAGUCUGAAUGAUGAUUUCCUUUCCCAGUGACUGGCUCCAGGCUGUCUAAUGUCUCUGUUCUCUGUUCAGUUCAGAGGGCAUGUGAACCCAACCACCAACGUCAACUAAGCUCUGACUCUAGCCCAGCAAUGGUGCCGGGGACUCUCAUGCUACUGGUAGCUCCAUCUAUCCACCCUGCCUUUGUCAACUUUCCACUUUUCCUUUCUUUGAUACUACCCUCAUAGAUUUUCUAUUUUAUUCUUCUCUCUCUCAAACCACCAUACUCUUGUGUAGUGCUACGGAGUUUUCAGUGGUCCUAUGAGCACUAUAGACAGACCUCCCUGUCUCUAAGGUAGUACGUGAUUGAUAAAUGAGGAAGCUAAGGCCUAAAAAGGCUGAAGGACCCACCACAAGGUAGUAAGUAAAAACUUCAGCCAGGCCAGAUGCAGUGGUUCACACCUUGUACGUGCUAGCACUCUGGGAGGCCGAGACAGGAUCCCUUGAGCUCGAGAGUUUGACACCAGCACAGCAAGAGUGAGACCCCCCUCUACACUAAAAAGAGAAAAAUUAGGGCUGCGCCUGUGGCUCACUGAGUAGGUGCCAACCCCAUAUAUUGAGAGUAGUGGGUUCAAACCCAGCCCCAGCCAAACAACAACAACAAAAAAAUAAUAGCCGGGUGUUGUGGCAGGCACCUGUAGUCCCAGCUACUUGGGAGGCUGAGGCAAGACAAUCGUCUAAGCCCAGGAGUUGGAGGUUGCUGUGAGCUGUGUGAUGCCACAGCACUCUACCAAGGGCGAAAAAGUGAGACUCUGUCUCUACAAAAAAAAAAAAUAAUAAAAAUAAAAAUAGAAAAAUCAGCUAGGUGUCAUGGCAGGCACCUGUAGUUCCAGCUACUCAGGAAGCUGAGGCAGGAGGAUCAGAUGAACCCAGGAGUUUGAGGUUACUGUGAGCUAGCUAGGUUACUGUUGAUGACAUGGCACUCUAGCCUGGGCAACAGAGUGAGACUUAAAAAAAAAAAAAAUGUAGGCUCGGUGCCCAUAGCACAGUGGUUACAGUAGUGCUAGCCACACUCACCAAAGUUGGCGGAUUUGAACCCAGCCUGGGCCAGUUAACCAACAAUGACAACUGCAACAAAAAACAGCCGGGCGUUGUGGUAGGUGCCUAUAGUCCCAGCUACUUGGGAGGCUGAGGCAAGAGAAUCGCUUGAGCCCAAGAGUUUGAGGUUGCUGUGAGCUGGGACACCAUGGCACUCUACCGAGGGUAACAUACUGAAACUCUGUCCCAAAAAAAAAAUUGUUUUUAGCCAAGACUUGAGUCCAAGUCAUGAAUACUCAAGUCCCCUUCUUUGCCUUUACCUCAGUCAGCUAGAGUAUUCCCAACGUCAUGAGGGGGUGAGGGGGUGCCAAGCAGAGUCUGAACCUUGCUCUGUUAGAUCUAGUCUUGAAUCUCAUAUUCACUUUUAUAGGAAGCAUUAGGUAGAGUCAAACUGUCUUUUAGUCUUAGAGCUGGUAUGACAAAGUGAAGACCAAAGCAUCCAAAAGGAAUCUGACAUUUAAAUUCUCUGCCUUUGGGGUUAACUGAGAAAGCCCAGCCAAGGCAUAACAAGGCAGGCUUGGGAGGACACAGGUCAGGAGCUAUGUUAGUGCAAGGAGACUGAGCAGAGUUCAUGUAGGGUGGACCAGCCUGAGGCUCUUCUUUUCCUGGAGAAUCAAAUCAUCAGUGAUGCAUUAAAUUAAAGAAAUAUAUUUCAUACUAGCAUAUGCUACAGACGUGAAAUAAAACCAAAAUCUGCCUCUUCA